Messenger RNA from Parnassius apollo (apollo), 1674 nucleotides. The record is from the annotation of a GenBank genome assembly. NCBI's taxonomy places the organism in Eukaryota, Metazoa, Arthropoda, Insecta, Lepidoptera, Papilionidae.
AUGAAUAAAAAAACAAAUUUAGGGAAACGGGAGUUAGAAGAUAUCAUGAACAACCUGUCAGAUUUAUCCGAUCUUGACUCAGAUGAUGAUGCCUAUUACCAAACAGCCCCUGUAACCAGCCCGGCAGAUUACCAGAAUGAGUCUCAAGAUGUUAUUGUUGAAAGGCGUCUUGAAGAGUUGUUUGGUGUAUCUGAUAACUUGAAAGAAACUAUUGAAAGCCACGAAAUAUAUUCAGUAGAAGCACUCACAGAUAUUUUAGAAAUAAAUAGUCCUAGACCUAUUGGUAGUGUGGGUGAGACAACAGGACAAUAUGAUGUUCUCCCAACAGAGGAAAAUAUUGCAACUUAUGAAGAAAGCUUUGUUAUGGAUUGCAACCAACGAGAAACUGAAAUAGAGCAAUGCUUAGAUGAUAUCCGUGAAGAACACUCCCACUAUACUCCAAUAUCUACAGAUGACUUAAGUGCAAGACCUUCAAGCAGUAAUGUUAUUGUAACAGAACCGGAUCGUCGCUCAAGAUCAAGCAGAACUAUGAAUACAGUAAGACAACCAAGGGAGUGGAAAAUUGAAACAGAGAUACACAAUGUUCCUGAAUUUACCAAUUCAAUUCAACCACAAUCAACAUAUAGUCAUAAGACGCGGCCUAUCGAUGUUUUUCAAAACUUUUUCCCAGAAUAUUUAGUACAAGUUCUAGUGGAACAAACAAAUAGAUAUGCGGUUCAGAAUAAAAGCAAUAAUUUUACACCAGUAUUAUCAGAGGAAAUGAAAGCUUACCUUGGAAUAUUAAUAAUGAUGGGGUUAAACCCAUUGCCUGAUAUGGAGCUAUAUUGGUCUAAUGACCCUUUUUACAAUAAUGCAGAAAUUUUAAAAAUUAUGCCUAUCAAAAGAUAUAAAAAAAUAACUGAAAAUUUACACAUAAAUGACAAUGAAAAAGAACCAAAUAGGAACUCACCGGAAUACGAUAAAAUGUACAAGUUGAGACCAAUGAUUCAAGAGCUUAAUAAAUUGUUCCAGCAGGAAACAGGUAAUUCAAGUAAACAAUCAAUAGAUGAAUGCAUGGUGAAGUUUAAAGGAAGAUCAUCUUUAAAGCAGUAUAUGCCAAAGAAGCCAAUCAAGCGUGGCUUCAAAAUCUGGGCACGUUGUGAUUCUGUAACCGGCUAUCUGUACCAGUUCGAAAUUUAUACCGGGAAAGGAGACAGUAUGGAAGACGAGGGACUGGGGUACAAUGUGGUUAAAAAGCUGUCAGCCGGCCUUCCUGAGAACACUCUGAUAGCGUUUGAUAACUUUUUCACUAGCUGUAACCUAAUGGAAGAUUUGUACGAAAAUGAAAUUUUUGCUGUUGGUACAGUUAGAGUAAAUAGAAAAGAUCUUCCGGAAAUUUUUAAAAAGUCUCAACCAAAACAUUUAAGACUUGAAAGGAACCAAUUUGCAGCUGUAACUGCUAAACCAAUUACAGCAAUCAAGUGGCUUGAUACAAGGGAUGUUAAUAUUCUUACAACAGCUCACCAUCCAACUGACACAGUAUUUGUAAAGAGAACUCAGAAAGAUGGUACUAAAAAAAAGUUCUCAUCCCCACAGCUAUCGCUCAGUAUACGCUCACCAUGGGAGGCGUCGAUCACUUUGAUCAUUUCAGAUCAUCAUAUCCGAUCAAUAGAAAAUGCAGGAAAUUUUGGAUGA